Messenger RNA from Sphaerodactylus townsendi, 2120 nucleotides. RefSeq names its product aldo-keto reductase family 7 member A2 (gene AKR7A2). Gene Ontology annotation, molecular function: oxidoreductase activity. Lineage: Eukaryota; Metazoa; Chordata; Lepidosauria; Squamata; Sphaerodactylidae. Bases 783 to 1784 code for a protein of 333 amino acids. The record is from RefSeq and is a predicted model, not a curated record. The transcript has 7 exons.
CCAAAGCUCGCUUGGGCAUGCGCAGAGCGCGCUCCUGCUCUUCGUUCCGUUAAAGGCGUCGGGGGAACCCAGAGGAGAACAGACCCAAGGGGGAGGGAGGGAGGCAGCUCCCUUUUGAUGGGCCACCGACCGCUCAGGGCUCUUAUCCUGGCAGCUUCUGAAUUCCUUCAGCCCACCUGGAAAGGGCCUCUGAGCGUAUGCUGAGUGCCUUUUCCCUGCACAUCAUUUUUGGGUCAUUUAAAAAAGGAGUGAAGGUCCUCUGAGCAUGUGCAGAGCAGCUGGUCCAUCAGACAUGCAGGAAAGCAGGAGAGGUUUGCGUGUGUGGAUGUGUGUCGUCAGCCGUCCCCGGUUUUGCUGCGAACGUCUUGGUGGCCCUUCACUGUUAGGCAUUUCCACUCUAAACAGAACCUCAGUUUUCAGGAGCAGUCUAUCUGAGUGCCAGCCAGGCAGGGCCACUGUCUUUAGGGGCUUCUCAAAAGCAGUUGGUUGGUCAUGCUGGAAACAGGACGCUGAGCAAGCAGAGGGCCCUUCCGGCUUGAUCCGGGCAGCCUCCUUUGUCAGGAUCUAUUGCCAGCUAUUUACUGCCAGAGCAAAAAAAAAGAUCCUCCAUGUAUAGAGGCAGUUUGCCUGUGAAUAGCAGGUGCCAGAUGUUGCUACACUUUGUCCUCCUCCAAAGGUGUCCUUCUGGCAUUACAAAUUUUGUGACGGUUCCUUGAACAGCCUAAAAUGCAGUCACCUUUGCUCCUCCACUCCUGGCAGUUCCAGACAGAGAAGCCGCCAGGAUGGCUGUGCCGGGUGGCCAGGGCCGAAGCGUGCGCUCUGUGCUGGGCACCAUGGAGUUUGGGCGGAGGACUGGCCUGGAUGCCAGCCGGGUCCUGCUGCGGGCCUUCCUGGACCGUGGGCACUGCGAGCUGGACACUGCCCAUGUGUAUGCUGCGGGCGAGUCGGAGCGGAUCCUGGGCACUUUGCUGGUUGCGGAGCCUGCAGGGGCCAGGGCAGUCAAAGUGGCCACAAAGGCCAAUCCGUGGGAGGGCAACACCCUGAAGGAGGAGAGCGUUCGCUCCCAGCUGGAGACGUCCCUCCAGAGGCUGCAGAUGAAAAGCGUGGACCUCUUCUAUCUUCAUGCUCCUGACCAUGGGACCCCCGUGGAGGAGACCCUGCAGGCCUGCGACAAGCUGCACAAAGAGGGGAAGUUUAAGGAGCUCGGCCUCUCCAACUAUGCUGCUUGGGAAGUAGCAGAGAUCUGUACCCUCUGUAAAUCCCACAACUGGGUCCUGCCGACGGUGUAUCAGGGCAUGUACAACGCCACCACGCGCCAGGUGGAGUCCGAGCUUCUGCCCUGCCUUCGGCACUUCGGAAUCAGGUUCUAUGCCUACAAUCCUUUGGCUGGAGGCCUUUUGACCGGGAAAUAUAAAUACACAGACAAAGACCUGAGUCAGCAGCCACAGGGCAGGUUUUUCGGCAACAACUGGGCACAAAUCUACAGGGACAGAUACUGGAAGGAGCACCAUUUUCAAGGUGUAGCCUUGGUGGAAAAGGCACUCCAUGAGGUGUAUGGACCAGACCCACCAAGCAUGACCUCAGCUGCUCUGCGCUGGAUAUAUCAUCACUCAAAGCUCCAGGCGGACCGUGGGGAUGCCGUGAUCAUCGGCAUGUCCACUUUGGAGCAGCUGCAGGAGAACCUCAAGUGCAGCGAAGAGGGUCCCCUCCAGGAAGGUGUGGUGAAAGCCUUUGAGAAAGCCUGGCACCUCAAUGCCCACGAAUGCCCCAACUACUUCCGCUGAACUGGAGCCGCCAGUAUGGAAACAGAGCCGGUUGUAUUUUAAGGACAUCAGCAUCACUGUUUUCAGAUAUCCUCUUGCUGCCUUCCUCCCCCACCCUGUCCUCUUCGGUGAGGCUACGGGGGUCCUGCCGCUGUUGCCUUCAAUCAGUAGCAUUCCUCACCCCCAGGUUUAAAAAUUAGUAUGAAUAAUUUUUGAUGUUUAUAGACUUUAACUGCCUUUCCACAAGAAAGGGAUAAUAGUGUGAACUUUCAAAUCAAAAAAGUUAUGCAAGAAAUGGACUAUUCGUGUUCCCCCUGCCUUGAAUUAAAAAUAAUAAUAAACCUAGUUCUAUCUGUA